Molecule: messenger RNA, 943 nt
Organism: Tilletiaria anomala UBC 951
Lineage: Eukaryota; Fungi; Basidiomycota; Exobasidiomycetes; Georgefischeriales; Tilletiariaceae
Exons: 3
Coding region: 282-620 (112 amino acids)
Source: RefSeq, a predicted model, not a curated record
CUGCCGUUCUAUAUUAACACUUCCACGGCAUCAGCGGGCACUGUAGCAGGCGCAGCCACCAGCCAGCCAGCUAGCAAAAAGCCCAAGUGGCCGUGGCAUCGCCCGCUGUGAUGAGCUCAUUCGCCAUCAUCUUGUUUCUUUGUUGACCUGGAUGCCUUGGGGUGCUUGCUUCCGUUCAACUUCCAAGCAGGUCCUUUUUCUCCGCCUCCCAACUCCUUGCGAUACUCGACCAGCCCUCGCACUGCCAGCGACAAUAGUGGCUCCCGGGAAUCCUACAAGAGAUGGCUACCGCAGCAGCAAACUCAUCACUCCCAUCAUUACAGGCGACGGCAGCAAAAGCAGCAGCAGUAGUACCCGCAGAGCGUGCCAAAAGCAGGAAGGUACAUCGGCAUCACUGGACAAUCGGAGAUAGCUUCUGGUCGUGGUGGCUGACGUGGGAAGGGAAUAGCUCUUCGGGUAUGCUGGAACCAUGGGAGAAAGUUUUGUUGAUCUCCAUCAUCAGCCUCCUUUCAUUCCUUUUCUGGCACGCUGUCCUCUUUUCAUUCCCAAGCCACAUCAAGGCCAUUAUCCCGCGCGUCAUGUAUUACGUUACCGGACUCGGCCAGCGUGUCGCCCAUUAAAUUUCAUUUCAUCGACCACCUACGAGCAUUCGACCAUCGUACGCAAGGGUGAGACUCCUCAUCGACGGCAGGCCGCUCCGGUUUAAUCAUCUGGUUAGCGUGGUCAAGACUUCGGCCACAAUAGCAUAUUUGCCAAGUUUACGUAUAUCGAUAAGCCUUCCAAGCAAGCGACGAAGCUACCUGGACGUUCCUGCCUGUGAGCGUCUUACCCAGUACAUAAUUGGCAUUGCAAUCGCGAGACACAAUGUUUUUCGGCCGAAUCCGCAUGACAAAGCGGCAUACUAAUCACGUAUCAUAGGCUCGCCUAUUAUUCCGUCACAAAG